Molecule: messenger RNA, 2073 nt
Organism: Oldenlandia corymbosa var. corymbosa
Lineage: Eukaryota; Viridiplantae; Streptophyta; Magnoliopsida; Gentianales; Rubiaceae
Source: the annotation of a GenBank genome assembly
AAACGAACGUAACUUUAAAGCUCUCCUACUUCCCGUCCACAUUUCCAAAUUUUCGUCGCUGUUAGCAUGGCGCUAUCAUCAUCAUCAACAACAAUGCUUUACAUUUCAGCUGUUAUCAUUGCUCUAUGCCUCUGCGUGCGAGGCGCCCUUGGAAACGUGGUUUGUGAGGAGCUGAGCAAGCAGAGUUGCGCGUACGCGGUAUCAUCUUCCGGGAAACGCUGCGUGUUGGAGAAUAAGCACGUGGACAGGAAAAUGAAGGAGGAGGAAUACACUUGCCGGACCUCAGAAAUCGAGGCCGGCGAUAGAUUUAAAGGAUGGAUCGAAACGGAUGAGUGUGUCCAAUCGUGCGGUCUGGAUAGGAAUGCACUCGGAAUCUCAUCCGAUUCUCUUUUGGACUCUCAAUUCACCCGUAAGCUCUGCUCCCCUCCCUGCUUCCGCGGCUGCCCCAACGUCGCCGAUCUCUACUUCAGUGUCGCCGUCGGUGAAGGUAUGUAUUAAUUAACACUCUCUCAGUCCCAAUAUUAUUGUCCCGCUUGAAUUUUCAUUUUAGUACAAAUUGAACGUAAAGUGAAAAUAAUUUUGGGACAAUGGCAGUAGUGACAUUCAAGUUCAUUUCCUGCUUAUUUAAUUACUUUGCUGCCAUAUGAUUAUUAUGCAAGUCAAGAAGUUUCUUUCUUUCUUUCCUUUUUUUUUUUUUUCUAAUUGUUGACAAAUUUGACAUUGUAAAUGAAUAGGUGUGUACCUUCCGAAACUUUGUGAGGUACAGAGAGCUGAUGCAAGGCGGGAAAUGGCGGAAAUUAGAAGCUCCAGUUUUGUGGCGGCUGGGCCGGAAUCCGGUGGCGGCGUGAAAGCAGCUGAGGUCGACCCCAUUGCUCCGGCAUUCCCACCGUUUUAAUCCUUGAUUGAAGAAGGAUGGAUAUAUAAACGUACCAAAGUAAAAAAAAAAAAAAAAAAAAAAGAAAAAGGAUUAAUUAUACUUUGAUGAAGUAUUCAUAGGAAAAUGAUAUACCUAGAGGCGUCUACUUUGCAUUUCGUGCAUGGAAUUUUCGUGUUUUAUAAUAUCCAUUACCGAUGUCCCCUCCCCUCAGUCCUCAUUUGUGUGGGAUAUAGUAUUACAUUAGUACACAGAUGAAAUAAAUGGAGGCGUGAUAGUUCCUUCUAGUUUUUCGUUCAACACUUCCCUCAGUUGUUCUCUUUUACCACUUCUUAGCGGAAUAUAAUAAUAAUAAUUAUACACCAUUUCCUUCCACAACGUUGUUGGUUGUCAUCGUUGUUGCUCGUAUGAGAUCUAUUUUAAUUUAAUGAUGAUCUGAGCAUUUGUUUACUACUGGUGAUCUAUGUGAUUAGGAUGUUCUGUUUUGCUUAACAGAAAGGAUUUAGCAAAAGAAAAAGAUUAACACAAAACAGGAAGGGGACCAAAAAGUGGCUUUAGGUUUUGGAUCUGCUUAGUGUAAGUGCAUAGUUGAAAGAUUUGUGCCCUUUUCGUGCAAUGGAUGGUUGGGCUUGUACAGGGCCCAAUAUUUCCAGUUCACUAAUAUUCCAAUUUUAUUUGGGCCACAUUUUGCUCAAGGUUUCUUUUUUUGAACAGUACGACCCACACAAUCAUCAGCGCAACAUCCAUCCCAAAAAUGGAGUUCGACACAGUCAAUUGUUUUUUUGAAGGAUUUUGGAAAUUAAUAAAUGCAGUUCAGCAUCAAUGGCAUGUACAAAUGAAAUUUCAUUAUGAUUCUAAGUGUGACAAACGUGUACUUAUCAAUCAGGGUUAAAAGUGUAAUUUUCAGGAAAAAAAAUUUAGCAAAAAAGUGACAACAAAUCAUAGUACCACUAAUACAUAUCAUGUUCCUUUUUCGAAAGUCUUUCAUUUGCUUCUCUUAGAAGAUGGAAGUUGUUUUUUUUGUAAUGUAUAUGUAUACAUUUUCUUUAUCCUAAAAUGAUUUUCAUCUAUAGAUUUUGUGUUUAUAUCAUUUGUAUCAGAUAUGACAAUUAUUUUAGGACAAGAGGUUAUAUAAUUUACAAUCAUGACAAACAUUUGAGGAAACUGGUGAUGAUUGGGGGCAACACUGAAAAAUGGGG